Prunus armeniaca (apricot) is the source of this 2913-nucleotide messenger RNA. NCBI's taxonomy places the organism in Eukaryota, Viridiplantae, Streptophyta, Magnoliopsida, Rosales, Rosaceae. The record is from the annotation of a GenBank genome assembly.
AUGGAGUCAAGAAUGGAUCAGUAUGAGCUUAUGGAGCAGAUCGGCCGCGGAGCUUUCGGAGCUGCCAUUCUCGUCCACCACAAGGCCGAGAAGAAGAAGUAUGUGUUGAAGAAGAUCCGCCUUGCAAGACAAACCGAAAGGUGCCGGCGAUCCGCUCAUCAAGAGAUGGCUCUUAUUGCCCGAAUUCAACACCCAUACAUUGUCGAAUUUAAGGAAGCCUGGGUUGAGAAGGGUUGCUAUGUUUGCAUUGUCACUGGGUACUGUGAAGGUGGAGACAUGGCUGAGUUGAUGAAGAAGUCCAAUGGGGCUUAUUUUCCCGAGGAGAAACUCUGCAGGUGGUUCACACAGCUACUAUUGGCAGUUGAAUACCUGCAUUCAAAUUAUGUUCUACAUCGUGACCUAAAAUGUUCUAACAUCUUUCUUACCAAGGAUCAGGAUGUUCGUCUUGGGGAUUUUGGUCUUGCGAAAACUUUGAAGGCGGAUGACUUGGCUUCUUCGGUGGUUGGGACCCCCAAUUACAUGUGCCCUGAACUGCUUGCAGAUAUUCCUUAUGGCUUCAAGUCUGAUAUUUGGUCUCUAGGGUGCUGCAUAUAUGAGAUGGCUGCUCAUCGACCAGCAUUUAAAGCUUUUGAUAUGGCAGGAUUGAUAAGCAAGAUUAAUCGUUCCUCUAUAGGUCCUUUGCCGCCUUGCUAUUCCCCAUCCUUGAAAACACUAAUCAAAGGCAUGCUGAGAAAGAACCCUGAGCAUCGGCCAAGUGCAUCUGAGGUUUUGAAGCACCCUUAUUUGCUGCCUUAUGUUGAACAGUAUCGCCCAUCCUUUAGCACUCGAACAGCCUUCUCUCCCGAUAAGCCUAUAUCUAGAGCUCGUGAAUCUCGAAGAAACAUGGCAGAAAGCCAAAACAGUAAUGGUUCAAGCAGUGAUAAAGACAGUUUGCGUUCAAUUGAGAAAAACAUUCCAGAAAUGGUGUCAAACUGUGAUAAUAAAGCUACUGAGACAGAUUUUGUUUCUCUUGAGGAUGAAGAUGUCUCUGAGCAGCUCCUGCCUAUUGAAGAACAUGGCCCAAAUGUUUGUUCUGUUAAAGUGGAACAACAGUUGAUGAAGCCUUCUCAUUCUGAAUCCAAUGUUGAAUUCAGGCAACCAAAAACCAUUAGGAAUAUAAUGCUGGCUUUGAAAGAAGGAAAAGUUAGGGAAAAUAGUUCACCAAUGAGAAGUAAUCGUACAAAGGUUGGUGUGUCCACCCAGAGAACUAACACAGAAGCAGUGUCUAAAAUACCCAGGCUGAGUGAUGUUUCUCCUGGUAUCAAGUCCAGUCCUGAUACAUCCACUGUUGCAUCAUCAAUGGCAAUCCCUGAUUCUGCAAAACGGACACAGGGAUCCCAUCCUUUAAAGCAUCCGUUACCCAUAGUUGACUCCUCACCAAAACCUAAACCCAGAAAUGAUGGUACUCCUCCCCCUGUUCCUAUAAAACAAUUUUUUGAUGAUGGAAUUCCUAAGCCUAGGCAAAGGACCCCUCCUACGCUGGCUAGACGUUCAACAUUUCCUGGACGGAUGAAGCAAGUGGGGGUUGAUGUUCCAAAUGCAGUGAGCUAUGCUCCGAGGAUAAGUGCUAGAGAGAUAACACAGGAGCCUGAAAAGAAUCCUCCUCAAGUGCCUAACGGUUGCCUAACAAACUUUCCUAGAGAGGUCACAGAAGAGCCUCAAAGAUAUCAAGAGACAAUUUCGAAAGGAAUGCAGACGGAUAGCAGCAAUUCUAUCUCCUCUUCUGUUUCAAUUCAAGGAUUUGAGAUUUGUGAUGAUGCAACGACUCCUUUUAUUGACAUGACCGAGCAGAUGCUUCCUGAUUAUGGGAGUGUCACACACACUGAGAGUACAGAAUCUCCACCAAGUUGUUCAGCUGCUACUCAUUUUCAUUCAGUGAUGUCUGAGACUGCAAAAAACCAUAAGCAUGAUAAUAAAUCAGAAUGCUUAAUUGAAACCUCUGAGGCUAUUCUAGAUCUUCACAGUACAACAGCUGGUGACGAACAAGUGAAUUUAACUGCCGCUCUUGAUCUCCCUGUCCCGGUUUCUGAAGAAAGAUUUAUUUGCAAUGAUCAUACCCCUGUAAAUAGGCCCAGUAGUACGCCUGGUACAGUGUUGCAGUCAAAAUAUACAUCUACAUCAAGUGGUCAUGACAAGUUCACUGUAAGGGAACUUCUAUCCCCGGUUGCAGACACUGCCCUUUCUUUGGACCAAAAAAAAGACACUACCCUUUCUGUUCCCCCUCCCAUUUCGUCAAGCCAAAAUUUAUUUCAGCCAGAUAGAGGAACCAGCUUGCAAACUCCGUCAGGUGAAAAGGCAGCCGCUGCUAAUCUUCCUCCCGCUUUUGAUGAUGUCAUACAUGUAAUACGGCAUAGUAGUUUCCGUGUCGGGAGUGAUCAGCCAGUAAUGGAAUCUGUGGAGAUGGGGGUUCAGAAUGUGGAUGUUGGGAAGCUGAUAAAUGUAGUAAGGGACGAAUUGGAGAUGCGAAAUGUGACUGUUCCUAUUGCUCCUAAAUCCUCAAACUGCUCUGAAACAGUAAGCCCGAAAUCCAAUAAUUCUGAUCACUCGGAUGCCAAAGAAACUGAGAUGAGGAACCUUGUACCGUCAGCUCAAAAAUCUGAUUCCUCUGAGCCAACAAAGCCCAGUCCUCCUAUGACCGAAGAGGAAAUACCAGAAAAGGAAAUAAUGGAUGUCAAGUCUUUUAGGCAGAGAGCAGAGGCACUAGAAGGACUACUAGAACUAUCUGCAGAUUUGCUGCAGCACAACAGAUUGGAGGAACUCUCAGUUGUUUUGAAGCCUUUUGGGAAAGAUAAAGUCUCCCCAAGGGAGACAGCUAUCUGGUUAGCAAAGAGUCUUAAAGGAUUGAGGAUCGAGGAAGGCGGGCGGAGUUCGUGA